AUGGCCUCAAAAUUUUCGAGCGUUUUCUAUAGUGGUAUGGAAGGAGCCAUCCGAAAAUUGAAGGCAUCACCAACAAGCAUGAAGCAUUUUACAUUCUCUAAGAAAUGGAAUGAGCUUGGGCACGAGGGAGUCAUGGCAAUUGUGGAAAAGGUGAAAGAUAAGGAAAGAAAUGAGGAACACUUUGAAGUGGACAUAACCGACAUGCGUUUCACAAUUCAAAGCAAAAACUCAAUUUUUGAGUUUGAGCUCCAAGACGAACAAGUCAAAAAAUAA
Messenger RNA from Arabis nemorensis, 273 nucleotides. The record is from the annotation of a GenBank genome assembly. Lineage: Eukaryota; Viridiplantae; Streptophyta; Magnoliopsida; Brassicales; Brassicaceae.